UAGUGCAGUAGCAGUGAUCUUGCUGUUGGUGUGGAAGGUUGUGUUCUCCGUUCCUCUCGCAGUUUUAAGGUCGGUGGGCAAUGUUUCUCCCUCAAAUUGAGGACAAUAUGCAUUUCAAACCGAGUCGGGACAGGUUCUACACUACGCGAUGUUGCGGAUGUUGCCAUGUCAGGACGGGGACCAUCAUUCUCGGCACUUGGUACAUGGUGGUGAACCUGUUAAUGGGGAUCCUGCUGACCGUGGCCGUGACUCACCCGGACAAUGUCCCCACCGUCGACCUGCAGUAUGAAGUCAUCGAGCACUACUUCGCCUCGGACAGGAUGGCAGAAAACGCCUGCGUGGGGUUCGCCAUCUCCUUGCUGAUGUUCACUAUCAGUGCCAUGAUGGUGUACGGAGCCAUUACUCACCGUGAUGGCUGGCUCAUUCCGUUCUUCUGCUAUCAGCUGUUUGACUUUGCCCUGAGCUGCCUGGUGGCCAUCAGCUCUCUCACUUACCUCCCCAGGAUCAAGGACUACCUGGACCAGCUGCCCGACUUCCCUUACAAAGACAACCUUCUCUCCCUGGACUCCAGCUGCCUGCUGCUCAUCGUCCUCAUCUUCUUCGCCUUCCUCAUCUUCCUCAAGGCUUACCUGAUCAGCUGCGUGUGGAACUGCUACAAGUACAUCAACAACAGGAACCUGCCCGAGAUUGCUGUGUACCCAGCCUUUGAGACCCCGCCACAGUAUGUCCUGCCCACCUACGAGAUGGCCGUGAAAAUGCCCGAAAAGGAGCCACCGCCCCCGUACAUGCCGGCAUAAAGCCCCGCCCACGUGGCCUGUACAUAGUCACAUCCUGCUUGCUGUUUUAACCUUGCAGUACCUUUCUAGAGAUGAGGUCAUCCUGGGACCUCUGGUAAUACUUGGAUCUUUGGAACCGCACUCCCUGCAGAAGUGAGAGGGGGGAGACUUAAGAAGAAAGCCUCUUUAGAGACGGAAUAGCAAGAUGCGAAAGUGGGCUUUUUGGAUAUUUCAUUUCUGUCCCUUACCUUCUUUCCUGUCUGUUUUGAUGUCUUAGUAAAAAGAUAUUGUAACAUUAACAUCGCUUGAAUGCUGACUAUGAAUCUAUUUUUAGAAAACCAUUCUCUUGUCAAAUGAAUAUUUAUAGGUAUUUAAAAGGAAUCUCAUAGACAAUCUGUUUUGACGCAUUAAAACGAUGCCAUUUAACUCUUCAUUUUGCCUUUUCUGGUUUUAAAUGAGAUUUGCUUUUUGUUUUUAUUGAAGUGUGGUACCCCUUUGAACUGAUUUCCUUUCCUCCUUUAUUUGCACUUGUUUCCUCAGAUGUGUUGGGCCUGUUUCUGUACAUGUGCCAUGCUCAUCCCCGCAGCCCGCGUGUUUCUGGGUCAGCGUGCGGGCGCACGCUCCUCGAUUGACCCAGAGCACAGGGGGACGCGCUAAUAUUGUAAUAAUCAGUGGAUGCAUGCUUCUUUCUUUGGUCGUGUUCUGUUCCUUGU
Megalops cyprinoides (Indo-Pacific tarpon) is the source of this 1489-nucleotide messenger RNA. Its product is annotated as lysosomal-associated transmembrane protein 4A. Bases 81 to 797 code for a protein of 238 amino acids. Gene Ontology annotation, cellular component: lysosomal membrane. Lineage: Eukaryota; Metazoa; Chordata; Actinopteri; Elopiformes; Megalopidae. The record is from RefSeq and is a predicted model, not a curated record. The transcript has 7 exons.